AUGUUUGCUAUUCUUCUAGUGCUGGGGAUCUCUUUGUACAUUUUCUCCCGCCACAGAGGAAGAGGGCUUCUACGCAGAUAUCCGGGCCGCUAUGCAAUCGUCCUGGGUGCCACAGGCGGUCUUGGAACGUCAUUUUGCAAGCGUCUCCUAGACGAGGGAUACUCCCUCAUCGUAUCUGGCAGGUCUCUUCAGUCUAUCAGUGGCUUGAAAAGCCGACUCGACGUGCCUGAUAAUAAGCUUGUUCCUUUUCCGUACGAUGCAAGUUCUGCCACGAUUGGGGAUUUUUCUACAAAGCUUAAUGAGUUGCUGACUAUUCAUGCCAUCGAUCAAGAUGACAUUGCCGUGGUCGUCAUGGCUGCUGGAUUUGGGGAGUACUCCUCUUUCGAGGACACGACCCUCGAGCACAAGUUAUCUUUGCUCAAUUGCGAUUUUGUCUUUCCGGUUGAAGUCUCAGACUACUUUUACAAACAGUUCUGCGCUAGGAAUAAAAAGCCCCGUGACCGCACUGCACUGAUCUACAUCUCAUCCUGUCUCGCUGUGCACCCUGGCCCCAACUUUGCUCUCUAUCACGCCUCGAAGGCCGGUGUCUCUGCCUUGGCAUCGUCCCUCUACAUGGAGGCAGCAAGGCACCGCAUUGAUGUUCUAGCGGUACACCCAGGGACAAUCAAGGACUCUAACUUCUUCCAGAGGCCAGAAAUGCACUUCGGCGACCUUCCUCGCACGCGAAAACUCGGUCACACUAAGCUUUUAUCACUCACCACGAAGCAAAUUGUUGACGAGACCUUUAAGUACUUAGGUCUAUGUGCCCAUCUUCAUGUUGGCUUGACGUCCUGCAUGACAGUUGCUCUCUACUCCUUGGUACCGCGUUCCAUCAUAUGUUGGCUUAUCAGACAUAAAUAG
Molecule: messenger RNA, 900 nt
Organism: Giardia duodenalis
Lineage: Eukaryota; Fornicata; Diplomonadida; Hexamitidae
Product: putative Reductase
Exons: 1
Coding region: 1-900 (299 amino acids)
Source: RefSeq, a predicted model, not a curated record